AUGAGGCCCAUACAACUUCCGGAGCCGCCCAGUCCCAAACUGGGCACGCCGGAAAUCUUCGAAGGUGGCGUAUACGGCGUCGUUAGGCGCGCCGUUGUGAUUGGCAACGGCUUCCCGGGUUCGGAGAAUCAGAGCAUCGGCUUGGUUCGUGCUCUCGGCCUCGCUGAUAAGCAUGUGUUAUAUCGGGUUACAAGGCCAAAAGGAGGAAUCAAUGAAUGGCUUCACUGGCUCCCGGUUUCUCUUCACAAGAAGUUAGAUUACAUCAUAAGGCAGAUCUGUGUUUUAUUGAUAUAUCGAGGGCAGAAAACUUUGCCUUUACCUACAGAAAAUGGUGGAAGUGCGGGCUUGAAAUGUGUUUUAGAAGCUGAUGUCCAGCAGAUUGUGACAAUGGCUCGUCAGACUUUUGAAAAGGAUGGACCUAUAUUGGUGGUAGCUUCGGGCAGGGAUACCAUUUCUGUUGCAAGUUCUAUUAAACGACUAGCAUCGGAUAAUGUUUUUGUUGUUCAGAUACAACAUCCCAGGUUGCAUCUAAAUAGGUUUGACUUGGUGAUUACCCCUAAACACGAUUAUUAUCCUUUGACUCCUGAAGCACAAAAGCAGGUUCCUCAAUUUAUUCAUAGGUGGUUAACUCCUCGUGAACCUCCUGACAGCCAUGUGGUCCUCACUACUGGAGCUUUACAUCAAAUUGACGCUACUGCACUUCGAAACGCAGCUAGUGCAUGGCGUGAUGAGUUUGCAACUCUUCCAAAGCCCAUACUUGUGGUGAACAUUGGUGGCCCUACAGGAAAUUGUCGUUAUGGUGCUGACCUUGCAAAGCAAUUGACAACGAAUCUGCAUAUUGUUCUUGCAAGCUGUGGAAGCAUCAGAAUAUGUUUCUCUAAUAGGACGCCUGAAAAAGUAUCUAAUGUCAUAACAAAAGAGCUUGGAGAUAACCCAAAAGUUUACAUCUGGGAUGGUCAAGCCUGGGCCGAUGCUUUUGUUGUCACUGCAGAUUCUGUCAGUAUGAUAAGUGAGGUUUGCAGCACUGGGAAGCCUGCCUAUAUUAUGGGAGCUGAGCGUUGUACAUGGAAGUUGUCAGAGUUCCAUAAAUCACUCAAAGAGAGAGGAGUAGUUCGACCAUUUACAGGUUCUGAGAAUAUUUCAGAGAGCUGGAGUUACCCUCCACUUAAUGACACCGCAGAAGCAGCGAGUCGAGUGCAUAAAGCACUUGCUGAGCGUGGAUGGAGAUUGCGGCCAUAG
This is a messenger RNA of Prunus armeniaca (apricot), 1239 nucleotides long. Lineage: Eukaryota; Viridiplantae; Streptophyta; Magnoliopsida; Rosales; Rosaceae. The record is from the annotation of a GenBank genome assembly.